Messenger RNA from Brienomyrus brachyistius, 2425 nucleotides. Its product is annotated as CTD small phosphatase-like protein 2-A. The record is from RefSeq and is a predicted model, not a curated record. Bases 254 to 1669 code for a protein of 471 amino acids. The transcript has 13 exons. Lineage: Eukaryota; Metazoa; Chordata; Actinopteri; Osteoglossiformes; Mormyridae. Gene Ontology annotation, molecular function: phosphoprotein phosphatase activity.
GCGCCAGCGCUCCGCUCAUCCGGGGAUCUGCCAUUGAGACUGUUGGUAAGGAGGCGGGAAAUGGCGUCUGAAGGAGCAACGCCAGAACGGACGGACGAUCUCUGAACGGAGCUAGCCAAAGACAGCGUAAGGCAGCGGCCGCUCCCCAGCCCCGCUUCGUCACCAUCACUGCGGCCACCAGCGGCCGUGCAAGGGAAGCCACCUCGGAGGGAAGACACUGCGGCUCCUGGCGAACGGUGUCACAUGUAAGACUAUGAGGCUGAGAAUACGCAAGCCUCCUCAGCAGGUGGGCCUCACCCAUGCGCCGCAGCCGUCCCAGCCCCCCCGGGCCAAGCGGAGACACUCAGAGGUGGAAGCGUGCACGGAAGCUGUGGGGCGGCGAGAGAGCGACGACGCAGGGCUCUUCUCCUCCAUCAGGAAGUUCAUUAGAGGCACUGCAGUCAAGGUAGUGCAGGAGAACCCUCCAAAGAGGAGCCGAAUCGACUGCAGUGUGGAUGACGGUCUGAUUACGUCCACACCGCAAUCGCAGGGCCUUUCCAGCAAAGCCGUACGCAGAGCCCGCAGGAGGAACCCUCUCAACGGCGCAGAUGCCAAGGACCAUUACGCGGGCAAGCCCAAUGGGAAGCUGGAGGCGCGGGCGGAGGUGGCUGGUAGCCCCCCCCGCACCACCCUGCUGGGGACCAUCUUCUCCCCAGUUUUCAACUACUUCUCACCAGCAAGCAAGAAUGGAACAUCGGGUUCCGAUUCACCUGGUCAGGCAGUGGAAGCGGAGGAGAUCGUGAAGCAGCUGGACAUGGAGCAGGUGGAGGAGACACCUACCAGCACAGCCACAUCCACAGAGAGAGCCUGCAUCCCGUUCUACCCCAGCAGCCAGCCGCCCAGCUCCGAGUCCCCCACUGCGGACGGGCAGAUCGUCACAGAUGCUGAUCUGCCGCCUCUCACAGCCCCAGGUGCUACUCUAGACUCCAGCUACUCUGCGGUCCUUCCCACCAUGCCAGCAGAGGGCGCCUACGAGGAAGACUGGGAGGUUUUUGACCCGUAUUUCUUUAUCAAACACGUACCCCCGCUGACGGAGGAGCAGAUGACCCGCAAGCCGGCACUCCCGCUGAAAACCCGCAGCACGCCGGAGUUCUCCCUCGUCCUGGACCUGGACGAAACACUGGUUCAUUGCAGUUUGAAUGAGCUUGAAGAUGCAGCACUUACAUUUCCUGUUCUCUUUCAAGAUGUCAUAUAUCAGGUCUAUGUUCGAUUGAGGCCGUUCUUUCGAGAGUUCCUUGAGCGCAUGUCUCAGAUUUAUGAGAUCAUCCUUUUUACUGCCUCCAAGAAAGUUUAUGCAGAUAAACUGCUCAAUAUCCUGGAUCCCAAAAAACAGCUUGUCAGGCACAGGUUAUUUCGUGAACAUUGUGUGUGUGUACAAGGGAACUACAUAAAGGAUCUGAAUAUUCUUGGGAGAGAUCUGUCGAAGACCAUCAUAAUUGACAAUUCACCACAAGCCUUCGCUUAUCAGCUCUCCAACGGGAUACCCAUCGAAAGCUGGUUUAUGGAUAAGAACGACAACGAACUUCUGAAGCUGGUUCCUUUCUUGGAAAAUCUGGUGGAACUGAAUGAGGACGUGCGGCCCCACGUACGCGAGCGGUUUCGCUUGCAUGACCUGCUGCCUCCAGACUGAGCUCUGAACCAAGGAAACUAUGGAAACGACCAAACAUCUCCAUACCCAGACUCUACUGCUCCUCGGAUUACAACAUUCAGCAUCCCCAUUACUGUUGACAUUUUUAGGUUUUUUUUUUUUCCUUUUAAAGCCCCUCAUUGCUUUUAAAAUGGUUAUUGUAAAAAUAAAUUUAAAGUUUUUGAAGUGACAUCUAUGGUAAAGUUUAAGUAUACAUACAGUACAGAUAUACAUAUAUACAUACCUAUUUUAUAUAUAAUAUAUAUUCUCACACACAUUCUAUAUGCAGGCAAGGAGGGUCCUUCAUCUUUAGAGUGGUUGUUCUCACCUGGUGGCUGCUGGGGUUUGAGCGGAGCAGCACCCAGAUGCUGCUCUGGCCCCCACAUGGAGGAAACGUGACAUGCUGCACAGGAGAUGAACUGCACCCGCUGACUGGUGCCCCCACCCUGGGACCAUCACUGUUUGCCUCGCGGACUCCUUUUAGCUCCGUCGGCCAGUAAAGCAAGAUGUGCAUCCUUUGGUCUGAGGGUCACCAGGACAAAGGCCUUCAUGAAGCAUUUCCCUCGGUGUUGUGUGUCUGUCGGUCUCUCCACCCCCCCUCUGUGCAUCUGCCCUUGCUUGGGGGGGGGGGCUCCCCCGGCUUAAUGCAUGCAUCUGUCAUGGUUUUUGUUCAUUUCGCUUUUCUUGGGGCUCCUCCUCCUUGUUCCUGCACAUUUUGUGCCCCUUUUUAUUUUGACCUGUUUUUGCCCCCCCCCCCCC